Molecule: messenger RNA, 983 nt
Organism: Paraphaeosphaeria sporulosa
Lineage: Eukaryota; Fungi; Ascomycota; Dothideomycetes; Pleosporales; Didymosphaeriaceae
Exons: 2
Coding region: 60-812 (250 amino acids)
Source: RefSeq, a predicted model, not a curated record
CCACUUGCCUACCACCGCAUCAAAAAUCAAGACCAACUUUCCCGGUCGUUGUAAGAAACAUGGAUCCAAUAAAUGGGCGUGAAGGCCUCGAAGCUUUUAGAAUUGCCUCAUUGCCGCCUGAGUUCUACUACAUCCCGAACUUCAUCACAGCAGAGGAAGAAGCGUCCAUAUUGGACAAGAUCCCGGCUAAUCGUUGGAUCACCCUAUCCCAUCGCCGCCUGCAAGCCCACCCCUCGACCCUCACCAAGAACAACACCCUCCUUGGCGCGCCCUUGCCGCCUUACCUCCUAACCCCCAUCGCAGAGCGCUUCAAGCAGCUCGGCAUCUUCGACGACACGCCCCACCGGCAGCCUAAUCACGUGCUUAUCAAUGAGUAUAAGAAGGGUGAGGGAAUUAUGCCCCACGAAGACGGCGCGGCGUAUGCGCCUGUUGUUGCGACGGUGAGUCUGGGCGGGAGUCUGUGUUUGGAGCUUACGGUGAAGAGUUCUGUGCCUGAAGGCGAGUCUGCUCCUGAAGAAGAAAAAGGUGGAGAGAAGGGGGAGUACGCUGUGCCCGCGCGGAUUUUGCAGGAGCCGAGGAGUCUGCUUGUCACGACGGGUGCGGCGUACGCAGACUUGCUGCACGGAAUCUCGCCGGUCGAGGUGGAUGAGGGGCUUGGGGAGGAGACGGUGGCGAACUGGGCUUUGUUGGGUGAUAGCAGUGCCUUUGAGGGAGGCAGGAACGAGCGAGGUACAAGAGUUAGUUUGACGUACAGGGAUGUGUUGAGGGUCAGUGGAGCGGCGUCAAAGGUGCUGGGAAUGGGCAGGCGGUGAAGGUUGCGUCUUGGGAAUGGAAUCCAGUGAUGAUUCAAGCGCCGUAACAGCAAGGGGGCAUAUGAGAGAGCGACGAGUGAAUGUAGACUCGCGUGCCCAAUGUACGAGACGGUCUCAGCCCACAGUUUGCGCUGCGCACAAACUGCCAACAAAAAAACCCGUAUUUGCUAG